This is a messenger RNA of Salvelinus fontinalis (brook trout), 2893 nucleotides long. RefSeq names its product calcium uptake protein 1, mitochondrial-like. Gene Ontology annotation, biological process: calcium import into the mitochondrion; mitochondrial calcium ion homeostasis. NCBI's taxonomy places the organism in Eukaryota, Metazoa, Chordata, Actinopteri, Salmoniformes, Salmonidae. Bases 1 to 753 code for a protein of 250 amino acids. The record is from RefSeq and is a predicted model, not a curated record. The transcript has 7 exons. Gene Ontology annotation, cellular component: uniplex complex. Gene Ontology annotation, molecular function: calcium ion binding.
AUGGACAACGCUUCUCCGAUGCAUCCAAACGGUCACCAAUGGGUUCAACGGGUCCAGAGUAUCAUCAGGUCUCAGACCAGUAUGGGGAUACGUCAUCGGGACCGCUCCACUACGGGCAACACCCUGAAGACUGGCAGCUGCAGCUCCGCUCUCACCACAUACUUCUUCGGUGCCAACCUGAAGGACAAACUGACCAUUGGACACUUCCUGGAGUUCCAGAGAAAAUUACACCAUGAUGUCCUCAAACUAGAGUUCAUGCGUAACGACCCAGUGGAUGGGUGUAUAACAGAGAGACAGUUUGGAGGCAUGCUGCUGUCUUACAGUGGGAUCCAGUCACACAAACACAAACAGAUGCAGAAGGGACUCAAGAAGAUGUUCAGAGAUUCCCAGGGCAUUACGUUUGAGGAGGUGGAGAAUUUCUUUAUCUUCCUGAAUAAUGUCAAUGAUGUGGACACAGCUCUGAGUUUCCACCACAUGGCCGGCGCCUCCAUAGACAAAGCCACGAUGAAGCAGGUAGCUCGUACGGUGGCUAAAGUGGAGCUGUCUGAUCAUGUGUGUGACGUCGUGUUUGCUCUGUUCGACAGCGAUGGUAAUGAAGAACUGAGUAAUAAGGAGUUUGUAGCCAUAAUGAAGCAGCGUCUGAUGCGAGGUCUAGAGAAACCUAAAGACAUGGGGUUCACCCGGUUGGUACGAGCCAUGGUGAAGUGUGCCCAAGAAACCGCACGGGACUUCGCCUCUCCCAAACAGAAUUAGAGACCUGUGUCUGUGUGUGUGUCUGUGUGUCUGUGUCUGUGUCUGUGGUCUACUCUACACAAAGACCAGCCCGAGGCUUCCAUCCCCGUCUCUUCUUUUAAAUGCCAACAAUAGGCAACUAUAACUCAGUAUAUCUCAUCAGAACAAAGGGAGAUUAAACUCAUUAGGACCUCAGAUAUGAUGGGAACAUAAUUAGUCACGUAAUCUACUACAAUGUGCUUUGUGCUUAGUUGGGCAUUAUACUGAGGCCUGUAUCUCAAAUGGCACCCUAUUCCCUAUACCGUACCCUAUUCCCUAUACCGUACCCUAUUCCCUAUACCGUACCCUAUUCCCUAUACCGUACCCUAUUCCCUAUACCGUACCCUAUUCCCUAUACCGUACCCUAUUCCCUAUACCGUACCCUAUUCCCUAUACCGUACCCUAUUCCCUAUACCGUACCCUAUUCCCUAUACGGUACAUUUGAAAGUAUUCAGACCCCUUGACUUUUUCCACAUUUUGUAACGUUACAACCUUAUUCUAAAAAUGGGUUAAAUAGUUUUUUCCCCUCCUGAAUGUACACACAAUAUGCCAUAAUGACAAAGCAAAAACAGUUUUUUUUUUAAUGUUCAUUUACAUGAGUAAUCAGACCCUUUACUCAGUACUUUGGCAGCGAUUACAGCCUUGAGUCUUCUUGGGUAUGACGCUACAAGCUUGGCACACCUGUAUUUGGGGAGUUUCUCCCAUUCUUCUCUGCAGAUCCUCUCAAACUCUGUCAGGUUGGAUGGGGAGCGUCGCUGCACAGCUAUUUUCAGGUCUCUCCAGAGAUGUUCGAUCGGGUUCAAGUCCGGGUUCUGGCUGGGCCACUCAAGGACAUUCAGAGACUUGUCCCGAAGCCACUCCUGGGUUUUCUUGGCUGUGUGCUUAGUGUCAUUGUCGUGUGGGAGGGUAAACCUUGACCCCAGUCUGAUGUUCUGAGCACUGUGGGGCAGGUUUUCAUCAAGGAUCUCUCUGUACUUUUCUCCAUUCAUCUUUCCCUCGAUCCUGACUAGUCUUCCAGUUCCUGCCUCUGAAAAACAUCCCCACAGCAUGAUGCUGCCACCACCAUGCUUCACCGUAAGGAUGGUGCCAGAUUUCCUCCAGAAGUGACGCUUGGCAUUCAGGCCAAAGAGUUCAAUCUUGGUUUCAUCAGACCAGGGAAUCUUGUUUCUCAUGGUCUGAGAGUCUUUAGGUGCCUUUUGGCAAACUCCAAGCAGGCUGUCAUGUGCCUUUCACUGAGGAGUGGCUUCCAUCUGGCCAGUCUACCGUAAAGGCCUGAUUGGUGGAGUGCUGCAGAGAUGGUUGUCCUUCUGGAAGUUUCUCCCAUCUCCACAGAGGAACUCUGGAGCUCUGUCAGAGUGACCAUCAGGUUCUUGGUCACUUCCCUGACUAAGGCCCUUCUCCCCCGAUUGCUCAGUUUGGCCGGGCGGCCAGCUCUUGGAAGAGUCUUGGUGGUUCCAAACUUCUUCCAUUGAAGAAUGAUGGAGGCAACUGUGUUCUUGGGGACCUUCAAUGCUGAAGAAAUGUUUUGGUACCCUUCCUCAGAUCUGUGCCUCGACACAAUCCUGUCUCAGAGCUCUACGGACAAUUCCUUCGACCUCAUGGCUCGGUUUGUGCUCUGACAUGCACUGUCAACUGUGGGACCUUAUAUAGACAGGUGUGUGCCUUUCCAAAUCAUGUCCAAUCAACUACUUUUCACAGGUGGACUCCAAGUUGUAGAAACAUCGCAAGAAUGCCCAAUGGAAACAGGAUGCACCUGAGCUCAAUUUUGGGUCUCAUAGCAAAUGGUAUGAAUACUUAUGUAAAUAAGGUAUUUCUGUAGUGCACUACUUUUGACUAGAGCCCUAUGGGUAGUACACUACUUUUGACUAGAGCCCUAUGGGUAGUGCACUACUUUUGACUAGAGCCCUAUGGGUAGUGCACUACUUUUGACCAGAGCCCUAUGGGUAGUGCACUACUUUUGACCAGAGCCCUAUGGGGUAGUGCACUACUUUUGACCAGAGCCCUGUGGGUAGUGCACUACUUUUAACCAGAGCCCUAUGGGUAGUGCACUACUUUUGACCAGAGCCCUAUGGGUAGUGCACUACUUUUGACCAGAGCCCUAUGGGUAGUGCACUACUUUUGA